Messenger RNA from Thermochaetoides thermophila DSM 1495, 2775 nucleotides. RefSeq lists its product as uncharacterized. The record is from RefSeq and is a predicted model, not a curated record. The transcript is spliced from 2 exons. Lineage: Eukaryota; Fungi; Ascomycota; Sordariomycetes; Sordariales; Chaetomiaceae. Gene Ontology annotation, molecular function: RNA binding; ATP binding; RNA helicase activity. Gene Ontology annotation, cellular component: nucleus. Bases 1 to 2775 code for a protein of 924 amino acids.
AUGCCGAAACGGGCGGUAUCUCCGGCUCCGUCCGAGAACGAGGUCGACAUCGCAGGGUCUUUGUUUGCGAACGAACUCGACAGCGACUCUGAUGCUCCCAAGGCGAAUCCUGGUACUGCUACAGAUCUCGACUUUGGAGACCUUCUCAACGCUACUCACGAUGGCGGUUCUGAUGACGACAGCGGCGACGAGGCCUUCAUUGACCUGCACCAGCGGAGCUCCAACAGGAAAUCCUCUAAUCUGCAGGGCAAGACGGUCAAGAAGGGCGGCGGCUUUCAAGCCAUGGGUCUCGAUGCUAAUCUCUUGCGAGCGAUUGCCCGGAAGGGCUUCUCUGUCCCGACCCCCAUCCAGCGCAAAACGAUACCUCUGAUCCUCGAGAGGCGCGAUGUCGUCGGCAUGGCUCGCACAGGUUCCGGCAAGACGGCCGCGUUCGUGAUUCCCAUGAUCGAACGUCUCAAGGCUCACAGCGCCAGGUUUGGUGCCAGAGCUCUGGUCUUGUCGCCCUCCCGCGAACUGGCGUUGCAAACCCUAAAGGUUGUCAAAGAGCUCGGCAAGGGAACUGACCUGAAAACUGUCCUUCUUGUUGGUGGUGAUAGUUUGGAAGAGCAGUUUGGCUUGAUGGCGACAAACCCAGAUAUCAUCAUUGCGACUCCAGGUCGUUUUCUCCAUCUCAAGGUCGAGAUGUCCCUCGACCUUUCUUCUAUCAAAUAUGUUGUCUUCGACGAGGCAGAUCGUCUUUUUGAGAUGGGCUUUGCUGCUCAACUAACUGAAAUUUUGCAUGCCCUACCUCCCUCUAGGCAAACUCUUCUGUUCUCGGCCACUCUACCUUCAUCCCUGGUCGAAUUCACCAGGGCUGGUUUGCAAGAUCCGGUCCUUGUCAGACUGGAUGCUGAGACCAAGGUGUCUCCCGAUCUCGAAAGCGCUUUUUUCUCGGUCAAGAGCGGCGAGAAAGAGGGGGCUCUGCUCCACAUCUUGUAUGAUAUCAUUAAGAUGCCCCUAGGAGACCCUCCGCGGUCCGAAAACGAUGAAGAACAGCCAAAGUCGAAGAAGCGCAAGCGUGGUUCUGAUAAGCCGAACUUUAAAGAAAAGCCAACCGAACACUCAACCAUUAUUUUCACAGCUACGAAGCACCAUGUUGAAUAUAUUUCGAAUCUCCUACGUCUGGCAGGCUUUUCGGUCUCGUACGUCUAUGGCUCACUGGACCAGACUGCUCGGAAGAUCCAGGUCGAUAACUUUAGGCGAGGGAGGACUAAUAUCCUCGUCGUGACGGACGUUGCUGCACGUGGUAUCGACAUUCCCGUGCUUGCAAACGUUAUCAAUUAUGACUUUCCACCUCAACCCAAGAUUUUCGUCCAUCGUGUUGGUCGUACGGCUCGUGCUGGGCAACGUGGUUGGGCCUAUGCUCUUGUUAGGGAGUCUGACCUCCCCUACCUCCUAGAUCUCCAGCUCUUCCUUGGAAGGAGGCUUGUCUUAGGGAGAGAGGAAAAAGAUCCAUCGUUUGCCCGCGACAUCGUGGUCGGUUCCUUAAAGAGGGUCGAACUUGAGAAUAACGUUGAAUGGGUAAAUAAGGUCCUCCAUGAGAAUGAAGAUAUCGGCGCACUCAAGCGAGUCACCGCUAAGGCUGAGAAGCUGUACAUGAAGACUAGAAAUCCAGCUUCGUCACAAAGUGCCAAGCGUGCACGUGAAGUUAUUGUGUCCAAGGGUUGGGGCCAACUUCAUGCUAUCUUUGGAGAAGAAGCGGCCAAUGAAGAGCAGGUCCGUGACAACCUCCUCUCCAAAAUUACCGGUUACAAGCCACAAGAGACAAUCUUUGAGAUUGGUCCCAAGGGCAAGGUUUCGCAGAACAAGGCUGCGGAGGCUGUACGGAGCUUCAGACAAAGAAUUGGACCACGCAAGCUUCCUAAGCAGGACGAGGAUACUGAGAUGGUCGAUGCAGAAGCUCUUCCCGACCACGUAGGGAAUGCUGAACGGAAGGGUCAAGAAGAAGAAGAGUCUGUGGAUGAAGAUGGCGCUACACAGGACAGUGUGCUUUGGAAGCACGAUUCCAACUCUGACUCCAAUUCUGAAUCAGAACUGGAAGUCACAGUGACGAACAGUGCCAAGGCAAAGAAGGGUCAGACCUCCUUCGCAGACCCAGAAGUCUAUAUGUCGUACACACCACGAACGACUAGUCUAGCCGAAGAGCACGCCUAUGGCGUCCACUCGGGCGGUGUCAGGAGCUCCAACUUCGUCGAGGCCGCCCGUGACGCAACAAUGGACCUUACCAACGACGAGGGAGCCAAGGGCUUUGGCUUGCCGAGCCGACCUAAGUACCGCUGGGACAAGCGACACAGCAAGUAUGUGUCGACGGCCAACGACGAUGACGGGUCUAAGGGCGUCAAGAUGAUACGUGGAGAGAGCGGUGUCAAGAUAGCAGCAUCCUUCAAGAGCGGCCGCUUCGAAAAGUGGAGGCAGCAACACCGACUGGGACGGCUGCCGCAGGUGGGCGAGAUGGAGAAGGCCAACCUGGUGCGCAACUUCUCACUGCCAUCGGGCCCGCGCUUCAAGCACAAGCAGAUGAAAGCGCCAAAGGAGGCGGACAAGUGGCGUGACGACUACGAGGUCCGCAAGAAGCGCGUGGCGGAAGCCAAAGAGAAGCGCAUCGGCAAGUUCAAGGAUGGGGAGGGCAACCGGCGCGAACUCAAGACGGAGAGUGACAUUCGCAAGGCGAAGGAGCUCAAGGAAAGGAGAAAGGAGAAGAACGCGCGUCCGUCCAAAAAACCGAAGAAGAAAUAA